Molecule: messenger RNA, 2472 nt
Organism: Linderina pennispora
Lineage: Eukaryota; Fungi; Kickxellomycota; Kickxellomycetes; Kickxellales; Kickxellaceae
Exons: 8
Coding region: 25-2103 (692 amino acids)
Biological process (GO): attachment of spindle microtubules to kinetochore
Cellular component (GO): DASH complex; mitotic spindle; mitotic spindle pole body
Source: RefSeq, a predicted model, not a curated record
CUUUCUUCUACAGUUGCAGUUCUAAUGUCAAAUCGACCGCGCCCAUCGCUAAUUCCACGGCCAGACAGCCGGGCCAGCCCAGGCAACCGCGGACAAUACUCGCCCGAAGAGGAGCUGGAGGAGAUUGAGCAAAAGAUUACAUUGACGCUGCAGGAGAUUGACGCCAACUUUGACAGGUGCCAGCGCACCAUGGCGCGCGACGUUAUGCCCAAGAUUGAGCAGAUGGCGAAGCUGUCGAGCGAGCUUCUGGAAGCCUCGCAUCCCUGGCUGCAGUUCUUCAUGUCGGUAGCAUCGGCUGAAGACCAGUCCGACGAGUCGUUUGUGCGCAAUGUGCAGGCGCCAGAGGAUGAGCCCUACUCACAUAGCAUGGGGGCCGAGGACGCUACGCGGUUUGGCGAUAUGGGGCCAACGCAGCGUGCAGCUAUCGAAGAACAGGCGGGCAGAGGCGAGAUCACGGCACAGUUCCCAGACAAGCCCAUGCAAUUGGUGAUUAUCGAUAGUGAUGAGGAGGCUGCAGACAGUGACGCGGACACUGAGAUCGCCUCACCGCAAACGCCACGCACUGGAGCAGCGAAGCGUAUAACGGACCAGCUGAGCACAUCGGCGAAGAAACGGCGCAGGGUGGGCGACACGCCUCGAAAGGAUGGUGCGUCGUCAUCGAGCGCCCGGACACCUGUGUCAAUGAUGCGCGCAUGGGUGCACGCGAAACAGGACCGCAAUGGACGCCCACCGAGAUAUGGGGCAACACCCGGGAGUGCAGGCUCAUACGACUCGUUGCAAGAGGUUGCCUUCGAGGAGGAUGACGAUGACGAUGACGAGGAGGACGAAGAGGAAAUGCUUGAAGAGAUCAACACCCUGCUUCAUCGCUACGAGAGCCCGCGGCCAACGAAAUGGCGCAGCCCAAUCGGUAUCCGGAGAGUCACCAGCACAGGAACGUAUUCCGGACUCGGCCAAGUCGUUGCCACUGAGCUCUGUCAAAUCGAUGUCAUCGAGUUCCGUCAUUCCAGUUCCUGCGUCAGGCAACUAAGAGUCCCAGUUGUAUCGGACAAUGGAGAGGACGAUGACGAUAUAGAUAUGCAGGCACUGGCAGCAAAGUAUGCUAGCCCCCAGAGCGCCGUUAGAUCUGAGAGCGCACAUGAGACUGGUACCGGUGUGCCGGGACUGCGUGGCGAUGCUGAGGCUAUGGACAUUGACGGCGCCGAUGAGGAUGUUCAUAUGGAAGAUAUUGAUGCGGAUGAGUCGCUAAUCUCGCCUCCACCGCAGAUCAGGACUACUCUCACCCCAUUAUCAGCGGGCAGCCAGCCCUCAGUGAACGGGUCACCCACUUCUCCUACUGCGGCAACGGCUACCACAGCCAAAGCCCUGACACGGUCGCAAUCGCAGGACAUGACAGCACGGCCAGCCUCGCAGGCUAUAUCGAGCCGGCCACGGCCGCAGUCGCAAAAUGCAAUGACUCGGCCUCAGGCUCAGAACGCAGCAACCCGGCCGCGGUCGCAGGAUGCAAUAGCACGACCCGCAGUACCAAAUGGUCCUACAUGGCAGUUUGGAAGGCACAGCCUGGCAGACACCGAUGAUAUUUCGCCGCUAGCCAACCGUGGAUCGCGCCAGCAGCCCGGUACACUUCAGCCCACCACCUCAUAUACAGAGAGAUUCCAGCCGCUCGGCAUGGCCGAUGGUGAGGACGAUCCGUUUGGGCCUUCUCCACCUCCCGAUCGGCCGGCUUCGGCGCACGCGUCGUUUACCAGCCGCAGCGACACGCUGAUGGGUUCGGAUGUGACGGCAACAAUCCUCAGUCCGAAUCUUGAUAUGAACGACACGGACCACCACGGGCUGCAUGCGAACACGACGGACUCGCAGCUGAAUGAGAGCAGCAUGUCGCUCGAGAACCAAGACUACACGGGUAGCGGGCUAACGAAUAUGGACGGCACGACGACCAUCUUGCCCACGCGUGAGAUGUUGCAGCAGGCAGCGCGGCAGGCUCGAGACUCCGAGGCCCAGAACACCAGUGGGUUGGAGGGGGUUAGCGUGCUGGGCGGCGACGACGACGACGUGACGCAGACUAGCUUUGUGUCGAUGGCGUCGAAUACUGAAGCUACUGUGUAACUAAUUACGAUCUCUCAAUCUAGAUCACUUUCUUUUGCGUACCCACAUGUAGUACUGUCACUAUGAGUCUGCCUUGUUGGGAUUGCACGCUAGAGACCCAUCGUUGUGCCCUUGGACAGGAUGAACACGACAUCGCAAAUGAAAGGAUGCCUUUGUGUUUUGUGGAUCAGGAGCCAGCGGGAGCCACGCUGAGGGCUCCCAGAUGAGGCGCAUCACACCGGUAACAAGAUUGCAGCAGUUUAGAUGUUGGCUGGUGCAGUUGCACAAACUGCAACGCUAGUAUUUAAACGAAGUGUUUCCUUCAUAUGAUCCUCCUCUCCUUAGCGUGAUGUGUUGAAUAACCAGUAGUAAUAAAGAAACUAAAGCGUG